AUGAAGGUCCUUUACCUUCUUUUUCUUGUUCUCUACUUCUUCCAAGGCACUUCAGGCACGGGACGAUGCAGGAGACUGAAUGGCGUGUGCCGACAUACCCUGUGCCACCACGUCGAAACAUAUGUUGGCCGAUGCCAUCACGGGAUGGGAAACUGCUGUCUCAAUGAUGAUGAUGAUCGAAAACUGAAAGUGUAGAGACCCUGCUGAAGUGGGAAGCAAAGAAAAGCAGAGGAGCAGUCCCAAGCAAUGCUGAUGAUUCUGUGCUUCC
This is a messenger RNA of Chelonia mydas (Green sea turtle), 268 nucleotides long. RefSeq names its product gallinacin-7-like. Lineage: Eukaryota; Metazoa; Chordata; Testudines; Cheloniidae. Bases 1 to 195 code for a protein of 64 amino acids. Gene Ontology annotation, cellular component: extracellular region. The record is from RefSeq and is a predicted model, not a curated record. The transcript is spliced from 2 exons. Gene Ontology annotation, biological process: defense response.